Messenger RNA from Echinostoma caproni, 375 nucleotides. The record is from the annotation of a GenBank genome assembly. Lineage: Eukaryota; Metazoa; Platyhelminthes; Trematoda; Plagiorchiida; Echinostomatidae.
AUGCGUGUACGAAUUAUUAAUCCGAGUGCGAACCACAACAACUGGCGUCGCGGUCAUUUUGAACCAACGGAAUCCUGUAAUUUGGAGAACUUGAAUAUACAUGCCAGUGCGCGCGAAGUCGAAGACUAUCUUGAACGAUUCAAGAUUUGGUGUAUUAUGCGGAAAGGACUCGAUGGAGAACGCAAAAUGGCUUGUUUCCUAACGGUCAUCGGAAAGAAUGCACACUCGUUGUUGACGAAUUUGGCAUUUUCUGACUCUCCUAUAUCGUUGUCGUAUGAAUCCCUGAAAACCUUGCUGCUGAAGCAUCUACAGCCGGCUAAUUUCGAAGGCACUGAACGAGCCAAAUUUCAUUCACUCACACGUGGUGGAAGCUAA